CUUCUCGGCCUCUGUAGUAAGGAUAUUUUUGGAACUGUCGAGUUUCACCUUCAUAGCCCUCCCAGUGAAAAGGCUACAGGGCCAGGAGCCCUCAUUCCGCCGUCUCUCUUCCCCCACCCCAUGGCGACGGCGACCUCCUUGACGACUCCCUUCGUCACCGGCAGCGUAGCUCAGUCAACAAAGUUGAGGUUGCAGAAUGAGAAGCUCAAAUCUUAUCAAUCUCGAUUGGCUAUUCCUCAGAAAUCAAAGUUGCUAAAAUGCCGCCCAAAUUUGUCUGUCCAUGCUGAGCACAGUGAUAGUUCCAAAGGUGGAGGUGGUGAUUUUGUUACAGGUUUUCUUUUAGGAGGAGCUAUUUUUGGAACACUGGCUUAUGUAUUUGCUCCACAGAUAAGGAGAUCAUUGCUGAAUGAAGAUGAACAUGGAUUCCGGAAGGCCAAGCGACCUUUAUAUUAUGACGAUGGCCUAGAGCAGAGGACACGACAAACGCUGAAUGCAAAGAUCAGCCAGCUGAAUAAUGCAAUCGACAAUGUCUCUUCUCGCUUAAGAGGUCGGAACAUUGAGGUGACGGAAUCUGUUGAAGCCGACUCUGAAGUGGAAGCUGCGAUGUAGUAAUUCCUUCUGCUAUCUCCUUGAACUUUAGUUGCUUCUAAAUAUGUAAUUGCAUCAUAAAAGGGUUUUAUGUCCCCUGGCUAGAUGUAUUACGGACCACUUUGUCUUUGUGUUAUGCAUCAUGGAUUUUGUCUC
This is a messenger RNA of Musa acuminata AAA Group (dessert banana), 744 nucleotides long. RefSeq lists its product as uncharacterized. Bases 121 to 609 code for a protein of 162 amino acids. Gene Ontology annotation, cellular component: chloroplast inner membrane; chloroplast thylakoid membrane. The transcript is spliced from 5 exons. The record is from RefSeq and is a predicted model, not a curated record. Lineage: Eukaryota; Viridiplantae; Streptophyta; Magnoliopsida; Zingiberales; Musaceae.